This is a messenger RNA of Drosophila innubila, 2227 nucleotides long. RefSeq names its product ADP-ribosylation factor GTPase-activating protein 1 (gene ArfGAP1). Lineage: Eukaryota; Metazoa; Arthropoda; Insecta; Diptera; Drosophilidae. The transcript has 5 exons. Gene Ontology annotation, molecular function: GTPase activator activity. The record is from RefSeq and is a predicted model, not a curated record. Gene Ontology annotation, cellular component: Golgi membrane. Gene Ontology annotation, biological process: regulation of ARF protein signal transduction; regulation of endocytosis. Bases 304 to 1749 code for a protein of 481 amino acids.
AAAGUCAAGUUGGCAGUACUGAUUCCAAGUUGAAUUGUGUUAAAAGAUUUUUUUUGUCAAUUAAUAUUUAAGCCUGCACUUAAGGUUGCGAAAUCAAAUGCACAGCUUGAUUAAAUGUGUUAAUUCACAUGCAAAGAGUUAGUUGGAGUCACCGCAGUUCCAGUUUGCGUGGAUGUCGAGUUACAGUGCCUACAAGAUUGCAAACUACGCCAACGUCAGCAAAAAAAGUUUUACCCCAACUAUAAAAAUCAAGGCAGUGUGAAAUUGAGUUACAAAGGCUUUUGUUAGUUGUUAGCUGUUGCCAUGGCCAGUCCCAGAACACGCCGCGUGCUCCAGGAGCUCAAACCACAAGACGAUAAUUCGAAAUGCUUUGAAUGCGGAACCCACAAUCCUCAGUGGGUGUCAGUCACCUAUGGCAUUUGGAUCUGCCUGGAAUGCUCCGGCAAACAUCGCAGCUUGGGCGUACACCUUUCCUUUGUGCGCUCCGUGACAAUGGACAAGUGGAAGGACAUUGAGCUGGAGAAGAUGAAGGUGGGUGGCAAUCGAAACGCUCGCGAGUUUCUAGAGGAUCAGGAUGAUUGGAAUGAGCGUGCACCGAUAACGCAACGUUACAACUGCAAAGCGGCCGCUUUGUAUCGUGAUAAGAUAUCAACUCUGGCGCAGGGCAAGAGCUGGAAUCAAAAAGACGCUGAGACGCGUCUAAGCAGCAGCAAUUCCUUUAGUGGCAACAACUAUGGAAACAGUGCCACAGCUGGUGGCAACAACAAUUCGCAGAACCGCUCAAACGCAACAGGUUACGGUGGAAACGGCCAGGGUGGGGGCGGAGGCGGCUAUCAGAAUGGAGGAGGAGCCUAUAAUGAUAACGCGGGUUAUCAGCAGUUCCAGACACAAGAGUUUAAAGAUCAGAAAGAAGAGUUCUUCAGUCGUCGUCAAAUGGAAAAUGCUUCACGCCCUGAAAACUUGCCACCGAAUCAGGGCGGUAAAUACGCUGGUUUUGGUUUUACCCGAGAGGCGCCACCGAAAACGCAAUCUCAGGAGAUCAUUGACUCCACGCUGACAACUUUAGCUUCCGGCUGGAGUCUCUUCUCUUCGAACGCCUCCAAGCUGGCCAAUACGGCAAAGGAAAAGGCCGUAACUACAGUAAACCUGGCUUCAACCAAGAUUAAAGAAGGCACUUUGCUAGAAACUGUUCAAAGCGGAGUUACAGACGUGGCCUAUAAGGUGUCGGAUAUUGGCAAACGUGGCUGGAAUAAUUUGUCAGGCAGCAACAACUCCAAUUUCCAGGGCGGCUACAACGAUCCCAGCUUGGAGGACAAUGCCUAUCAGCGUUCCCACUCGGUGGGCGGCAAUUUGGCUGGUGGCCUGGGACAACAGAGUGGAGCCACAGAUAGUGACUGGGGUGGUUGGCAGGAGAACGCCAACAAUAAGUCGCACCUAACCAGCUCCAGUUCAUAUCAUAACCAACUUGGCAGCAACAUUGCCAGCAGCACACCCAGCAGCGGUCUUACCAAUGAUGAUGAUUGGUCUGGCUUCAAUACAUCGAGCUAUCAAAAUGCCGAGACAUCGUAUCAAAAUACGCCGUCUGGUGGUCAAACUGCUCGUCGAAACAUGAAGUUACAGGAGACAUCGCAUAAGUUGACCGAAGGAUUCGAUAAUUUGGAUGUGAAAAAUGUGAAAGCUACAACUCCAGCAUCGUCGAGUGGAAAACCAAGCGCCGAAGAUGAUGCCUGGAAUUUGUUAAUGAAUUAGUAACAGAAACUAUCUACUGCAAAGUGUAUUUAAUUUGUUUUGUACUAUUGUUUGUCCUUUUGUUAAAGUAAUCCCAAUUUAUUUGUAAACGCAUUUAAUGUAAUCGUCAACAGAUAUUAAGUUCAAACUUUCCAACGAAUAAUUUAACAGGCUAGACCAAUUUUAAAUGAAAACAAAAUAUUACAAAACGAAUUAAUUAGCCAAAAUAUAUAUAUAUGGAAUCAAAAUUGACAAGCAUAUUAUAAAAUCAAGGAAUCAAACGUUUCUCAGAAUUCACCCCCUGGGGUUGAAAUGGGCAGUGCAAGGUGGCUUGGGAGAAAGUUUGCAUUCGAAUGAUAAUCUUUCAAUGUAUAUUAAAACAGGCUUCAUAUAGUAUAAGCUGCUAUUUGUUAUACUGGAUAAACUUCUAAAUUGGGCGCGAAUGGAGUAGUAAACUGUUAUAAACAAUUAAAUGGAAAAAUAUAUAUAAAUAAGUGAC